Messenger RNA from Lachnellula hyalina, 1680 nucleotides. RefSeq lists its product as uncharacterized. NCBI's taxonomy places the organism in Eukaryota, Fungi, Ascomycota, Leotiomycetes, Helotiales, Lachnaceae. The transcript has a single exon. The record is from RefSeq and is a predicted model, not a curated record. The coding region runs from base 1 to 1680 and encodes 559 amino acids.
AUGUCACCAACAUCCUUCUUCUCCCGUUCCCUCUCCCGCGACAGCUCCCAAAGCAACCCUCUCCUCCCACAAGACUCCCACCGGAACUCCUUAUCCCUCCAGAACCUUUCUCCCCGCGAAGCAAGCUCCCGCACAGCUUCGCCCUCACCUCCUCCAGAUUUCUACAGACACUCGAAUCCCCAGCACACAUACAACGCAUCACCAAGCCCUUCUCCCUCUCCCUCCAGAGCCAAAGCCCCAGCCCGCAGAAUCCAGUUCGCCGCUCCUCCACCCCCAAUAGCUACCUCCGUCUUUCUGCAACCACCUACCAAAUCCCACAAGCAUGAAAACAAGGGCUGGGAUGCCCCGUCGAAGAGGAGCGGGAGUCCGCAGUUGCGCCGCGGGAACUCGAUUAUAGACCCUCUGGCGAAUCUCGAGAGGAGGGAGAAGGCAAUACAGCAUGAGCUACAGCUAUUACUUGAUGCGCAGUCCGCGGGCUUGGUACAAGGGUUUGGAGGUACGGGCGAGGAGGGUAGUGAUGCGGGAAGUAGCACGCCUACAUCACGGUCUGUACACGCAAAUUCUGCGAGAAGUAGAAGUCGCAAUGGAGGGAUUGUGCCGGUGCGGCAGCCGAAACGGAAGACGAUUGGGUUAAAAGGGGCGCGGAGGGGACUACUACGGGAUAUGGGAGAGCUGGUUGUAAUCAAGAGUGAGGAGGUGGGGAUUUUGGAUGAGGAGAUUGAGCGGAGAGGUGAGGUCCUUGCGCAGGUCGCGACAUGGGAGAAGAGGAUUGAUGGCGCCAGAGAACAGCUUUCUGGGUACGCUGGGGACGAAGGAGGAGGUGAAGAGGCUGCGGAACUUGCAGAGCUACGGACUGAGGAACGGGCCGUGGAGAAUGAGAUCAGAGAGAUGGAGGAUAGGCUUCUGCAGAUGAAGGCAAGGAAACGCUGGUUGGGAGAGCAGGUUAAGGAGUCUGUGAACCGCCGUGAGGCGAGGCUCAGUAGCUAUCGAGGAGCGCUGAGGGAAGCGGAGGGGCAGGUUAAGGAGUUUUUGAGACGGCCGCCAGUUCCUGUGUCUGUAAUCAUGGGUGAUGAAGAGGGCUUCUACGCGCUGCCUCCUAGUAGGAGGACGCUCGGUAUGGCUAGGGAGUGGUGGCUGAAAGAGUCGGCUUCCCUUACGACCAAGAAAGGAGAAACGGAGAAGGAGAAGCAAGCUCUGGAGGAGGGAGCGUUAAUGUGGGAAGAUGCUAUGGGUGUUGUCAGUGAGUUUGAGGACGAGCUUAGGAAACAGAUGAAGAGUGGUGAGGCACAGGACAAGCAGCUGUUCAAAAGUCAAGUUGGGAGGAUGGGAGUGGUUAUUGAAAAGCUUAAGGAUAUCAUGGGAACGGCGGAGGAUAGAGGUUGGAAUCUGUUGAUUUGUGCUGUAGGGGCUGAGUUGCAGGCAUUUACAGAAGGAGAGGGGCUUCUGAGAAGUGCGUUGGAGUUUGCGGAGCAGCAGCAGAAGGAUGAUGAUGAACCAGGUGGAGUUGCUACAAAUGGUCUGAAUGAACUGAGUGGGUUGGAGGAUAGGAAGGCUGGAAAGGCAGCAGAAAGUCAAAGAAGCGAGAGCGUUGAGCGGGAAGAGAGUGAAGAUGAUGAUCCCAACCUGGCGGAAUUGAUGAUUGAUCAUGAGAGCGGGGAUGUAGAUCAGAGCAGCGUAUGA